This is a messenger RNA of Lecanosticta acicola, 769 nucleotides long. The record is from the annotation of a GenBank genome assembly. NCBI's taxonomy places the organism in Eukaryota, Fungi, Ascomycota, Dothideomycetes, Mycosphaerellales, Mycosphaerellaceae.
AUGUCGACGCCGCACGUCAAUGGCCACGUCGCCUUCGAUACCAUCCCCGAUGCCGUUGAAGCAUUCGGUAUGACCUCUCCCACUCCCACCUCAGCCGAAUCUAGACAACCCUCCCACUAACGAUACCGUCCGUCGUGCUCCAGCACAGGGCAACUUCAUUCUCGUAAUGGACAGCACCUCGCGCGAGAACGAAGGCGACCUCAUCAUCGCCGCCUCCGACCUGACGCCCGAAAAGGCAGCCUUCAUGAUCCGCUACUCGUCCGGCUACAUCUGCGCGCCCAUCACGCCCUCCCUCGCCGCCAAACUCGAACUCCCCCAGAUGGUCACCCAGAACUCCGACCCCAACCGCACCGCCUACACCAUCACCAUCGACGCCUCCGAAGGCGUAACCACGGGCAUCUCCGCCCACGACCGCGCCCUGACCUGCCGUCGGCUCGCGGACCCGAAAACGCAGACCAAGGAGUCUUUCCGGAGACCGGGCCAUAUCGUGCCCCUGCAGGCGAGGGAAGGGGGCGUGAGAGCACGACAGGGCCAUACCGAAGCGGCGGUGGAUUUCUGUAAACUAGCGGGCAAGGAGCCCGUGGCGGUGAUUGCGGAAAUGGUCGAAGAUGGAGAGGAAGUGCCCGGAACGGCGGAACUGAGGGGCCAGAUUGGCAUGAUGCGACGGGAUGGAUGUUUGGCUUUCGCGAGGCGGUUUGGCUUGAAAGUGGUGACGAUUGAGGAUCUGGUGCAGUAUUUGAAUGAACAUGUCGGGGGAAUGAAGGGUUGA